This is a messenger RNA of Baudoinia panamericana UAMH 10762, 1858 nucleotides long. RefSeq lists its product as uncharacterized. The coding region runs from base 353 to 1723 and encodes 456 amino acids. NCBI's taxonomy places the organism in Eukaryota, Fungi, Ascomycota, Dothideomycetes, Mycosphaerellales, Teratosphaeriaceae. Gene Ontology annotation, biological process: transmembrane transport. The transcript has 5 exons. Gene Ontology annotation, cellular component: plasma membrane. The record is from RefSeq and is a predicted model, not a curated record. Gene Ontology annotation, molecular function: water channel activity.
UAUGCCUUGAUUAUGCACCUCUUGCAGCUUGACGGGGUUACCUUAUACAUGGUACACCCAGCAACAAUGGUCGUCUCUGCUUGCGUUGCAGAGAUCGGCGACAUGCUGCUGGCGGGAAUGGAAGCACGCGCUGACAGCACUUACCGCUCCAGAAGAUUGCAGUGAGCGCCUAAGAUUUGAAGGUGAGACUGUCAAGUAUGUUGGCACUCCCAAAUGUUGAUAUCUACAUCGUCGUGUGCAAGACACCUUGAUUUUGUGGCCGUCACCUUUCUCUUUCAUCAAUAUCGUACCUGGCUUUCGUCCCAAAAGCCAGCUUUGAAGGUACCGAUUCGAGUGAGCACUUGCACUCGAAAUGUCGCAACACCAAGCAGUACCUUCAUCCUUCGGACCUGAAAGCCAACGCAAAAGCGAGGAUGCCAUGAGGCCGUCGAAUGAUAGCGGCAAAGGGCUGCUCAGAUCAGCGCCACACCCUUUGGAACCCAAGGUGAACUCUCCAGCCGCGCGUGAAUCCUAUGCAGCACGACUUGACUACGACCCACAAGAGGAGCCACCACCACCACGCCAUCCGUCAAGACAGAUGAUGCGCUGGGGUCCACCCCCUACCGAGUAUGCCUGGGAUGAGCGCGAUGAGCGAAGACCGUACGGCCGCAUGUCCUACGAUUAUGGUGGGCCGGCUAGACAUGACUACUAUGGUGACGACACGUGGUAUAGACAGCGGAACAGACGUGGAAACUCUGUCAGAGAGCCGCCGUCGUCUCGAGGCCCGCCUCCGCCGCAUAGACUACCACGUCAACAGCCACAGUGGGAAGAAGCCUCUGACGAGGAUGACGAUGACCACGAGCCGCCACGGAAAGGCAAGACAGAAGUACAGAACAGGGACUCACCGCCACCGGAGGAGAUGCUCAGGCUUCCUUUGACAAUGUGGAUGAACAGCUCGCUGAAGAACCACUUCGUCGCCACAUUGGGCGAGUUCGUUGGGACUACAAUGUUCCUCUUCUUUGCUUUUGCAGGCACGCAGGUGGCCAACAUCGGCAGCUCAGAUGCUACCAAAUCAACUACGAACCAGUCUAAUGGCUUCAGUCCAAUUGUGCUUUUGUACGUCGGUAUCUCCUUCGGCUUCAGCCUGAUGGUGAAUGUCUGGAUCUUCUUUCGCAUCUCUGGCGGGCUGUUUAAUCCGGCUGUCACAUUGGCCAUGCUCAUGGUCCGUAGCGUCAGCCUCGUCCGCGGUUUCCUUUUGCUCGCUGCGCAGAUAGCUGGUGCUAUAUUUUCUUCCUUCAUUGUGAAGACUCUGUUCCCAACAUCCUUCAACGUGCGAACGACGCUGUCGGCGUCAACGUCGCUCGUACGUGGCGUUUUCAUUGAGGCGAUACUGACCGCGGAGCUUGUUUUCACGAUAUUCAUGCUGGCAAAGGAGAAGCACAAGGCAACAUUCAUGGCGCCGGUCGGAAUUGGGCUUGCUCUGUUCGUGGCAGAGUUGGUCGGUGUUUAUUACACUGGCGGCUCGCUCAACCCAGCACGCUCGUUCGGACCAUGCGUAGUUACAGGCCACUUUGACAAGGAGCAUUGGAUAUACUGGGUUGGGCCAGCCGCUGGUGCUAUCGCAGCCGUUGGCUUCUACCAAUUCAUCAAGAUUCUCGAGUACGAGAUGGCAAACCCGGGCCAGGACGAAACUAGCGAGGGCGCCGCAGCGAAAGCUGCAACGCCAAAGAAGGAGAGCGUGUAAUGCACUACAGAUCAGUGAACCCGGCUGAGUUCAGUGUCUUACCCAACUGGAGAAUCGAUUCAGGGAGCGAGGUUUUCGACACUGGAGAGUUGCUGCGGAACGCUCAAUACUUUGUACAAGCCGUAAAGUCCACUU